AUGGUGUCGGAACUGUACGGUAUGGUGAGUGUUACGAGUCGCGUUCUCGGCUCGCUAAGACGAUCGAGAAAGCUACCAUCCGGGAAGGAUGGUAAUGUGCAGGAGAACGGAUCGCAGCAAGCAACGAUCACAUCGCCGGCCGACGUACCGAAGGUGGCCAUCUUUACCAUUGAUGAUGUAUCGGCAGAUCAGAGUUGGACUACUAUUGAUCUCGAAUCGGGAUAUGAUGACCUUACAGUGCACGGCGAACGGUUAGAUGCCGACAGUCACCUGACCAGGGAUCCGCUUCCUCGACUGGAGCAUUACCGCACCUCGCAGAAAGCGAUCCGACGACCCUCGAUCGGUGAGCUGCACGGAGAUCUCGACGAGCAGGACUCGGAAGCGCAUCAAAAACAUGACCAACACCCAACCGGCACUGAGCACGGCGUCCGGUUAGGAUGGAUCCAGGGUGUAUUGAUACCGUGCCUGCUUAACAUCUGGGGUGUGAUGCUGUUUCUGCGCCUUAGCUGGAUUUUGGCGCUGGCCGGCAUACUGGAGACGCUGCUCAUCAUCGGACUUUCGUAUCUGGUGUGCGUGAUAACAACACUGUCACUUUCCGCCAUCUGCACCAACGGUGAAGUGAAGGGUGGCGGUAUCUACUACCUCAUAUCACGCUCCCUGGGUCCAGAGUUUGGUGGUGCGGUCGGUAUAGUGUUGGCCUUUUCCAACUCCGUGUCGGCGUCGAUGAACACGAUCGGGUUCUGCAGUUCGCUCAAUCAGCUGCUUGGUAGCUUUGGUGUGAAAAUCAUUGACGGCGGUGUGAAUGAUAUGCGAAUUGUCGGCACGGUUACGAUCCUGAUCAUGGUGAUCAUCUGCGCCGUCGGUAUGGAUUGGGAAACGAAGGCACAAAACUUUCUCGUGAUUGCCAUCGUGAUCGCAAUUGGCGGAUUCGUGCUGGGCGUGCUGCUAGGGCCCCGAACGGACAACGAUCGGGGCAAGGGAUUUACCGGCGUGUCCGUUGAACGGUUCGUGGACAACCUUGGUCCGGACUAUCGAUACAGCGAAGGCAUCGAGCAGGAUUUCUUCAGUGUCUUCGGGAUAUUCUUCCCGAGCGUGACGGGUGUCCAGGCAGGUGCCAACAUCUGCGGAGAGCUGAAAGAUCCGGCUACGGCCAUACCGAAGGGCACACUGUUGGCGCUUCUCAUUUCCGGCAUCUCGUACGUAGCGUUCGUGUUGUUGGCCGGUUCGGCAAGCUAUCGCGAUGCAUCGGGUGAUCUGCUGGAUCUAGUGAAUGGAACAUUUGCCACCUGUCAACCGACACUUCGCGAGGAACCGUGCAGUUAUGGACUGCACAACGACUACAACAUCAUGCAGCUGAUGGCGAUUUCGGGUGCGGUUAUCUAUGCCGGUUGCUUUGCCGCCACCCUCUCGACGGCGCUAACGAACCUCCUAUCGGUUCCACGCAUCAUACAAGCGCUCGGAACCGACCGGCUCUAUCCGGGGCUGACGUACUUCGCCAAAGGGUACGGCAGACGUAACGAACCGUAUCGCAGCUACGCGUUGGUGCUGUGCGUAUCGGUACUGUUUGUUCUGCUGGCGAACCUUAACCUCAUCGCUCCGCUCAUUUCCAACUUUUAUCUCGCAUCUUACGCACUGAUCAAUUUCUGCACGUUUCAUGCGGCCACCGUAAAACCGAUCGGCUGGCGGCCCACCUUCCGGUUCUACAACCAGUGGGUCAGCCUGUUCGGUACGGUGCUGUGCGUGUUGAUCAUGUUCCUGAUCGAUAUCAUCUCCACCGGCGUCACCAUGGUGCUGAUCUUCGUGCUGCAUUUGGCCGUCAUAUACCGCAAGCCGGACGUGAACUGGGGUUCGACAACGCAAGCGCAGAGCUACAAGAGUGCCCUGUCCGCCGCACUCAAGCUGCAGUGCGUUGGCGAUCACGUGAAGAACUAUCAUCCGUCCGUGUUGGUCCUGUCGGGACAACCGGCCAGCAGACCGGCACUGGUCGAUCUCGCCCAUCAAAUAACGAAGAACCAAGCGCUGCUGAUAGUGGGCGACAUCGUACGGGAUCGAUUGUCACACCGUAAGCGCGAACUGCGGUCGAGCGAGAGCUGCAGCUUUUUGGAGUCGCGAAAGAUACAAGGCUUCUACCAGCAGAUCGAUGGCAUUGGGAUGGAGAAAGGUGUGCGCGCGUUGAUACAAACGUCCGGCGUUGGCAAACUGUCCCCCAACAUCGUUCUGGUGGGCUACAAAGCCGACUGGAUGCGAUGCCCCGUGCAAGAGCUGCAGACUUACUACAAUGUACUGAACGAUGUGUUCGAUAACCGGAUGUCGCUGGCCAUCUUGCGGCUUCCAAACGGACUUGAUUUCUCCCAUCUGACUGGUGACAUAACAUCCAGUGGUAGCCUUGGAACAAUCGCAAAUGACUCCUUAUCGAGCUUCCAACAAAUUAUUGACACUGUGCCACCUGCUGCUAACAAGCUUAUGUACGUCGAUUCAAACCUUGGUUUGAAAAGUGUGAAGAAUUUUUGGCGACGUCCCUCAAACACCAGUCGCGACAGUAUUGCCUAUUCCACACGUAAUGGAUCCUGCUUGGCAGUGGAGCUACACGAACGAUUGAACGUCUUUCGGCACAAACAACCGAAAGGUACGAUCGAUGUCUGGUGGCUAUACGAUGACGGUGGGCUUACGAUGCUCAUCCCGUACAUCCUUUCGUUGCGCUCCAAAUGGGCCCACUGUCAAGUGCGUGUGUUUGCCAUCACCAACCAGCAGAAGGAGUUAGAGCUGGAGCAGAAGAAUAUGGCAGAUUUGUUGGCGAAGCUACGAAUCGACUACUCCUCGCUGAUCAUGCUGCAAGACGUCACGAAACCUCCGCAAUCGGAAACGGUGAUGAUGCACCAGCAGCUACUAAAAAGCUUUGACCACAUGCCAACCCAGCUGACCCCACCCGAACUAAGCUCACCGGAACGGAUUAUGCUUGCGGAAAAAACUCACCGACAGUUACGACUGCGAGAAAUGCUUCUGGAGCACUCUGCCGAGGCAAAACUGGUCGUAAUGUCUAUGCCAAUGCCUAGGAUGGGUACUGUUUCAGCUCCCCUGUAUAUGUCCUGGCUGGAGAUGCUCUCGAAAGACAUGCCACCGAUGUUACUCGUGCGAGGCAACCAAACAUCCGUAUUGACAUUUUAUUCUUAG
Messenger RNA from Anopheles marshallii, 3171 nucleotides. RefSeq names its product bumetanide-sensitive sodium-(potassium)-chloride cotransporter-like. The record is from RefSeq and is a predicted model, not a curated record. Gene Ontology annotation, biological process: potassium ion homeostasis; sodium ion homeostasis; cell volume homeostasis. Gene Ontology annotation, molecular function: sodium:potassium:chloride symporter activity. Bases 1 to 3171 code for a protein of 1056 amino acids. The transcript has 7 exons. Lineage: Eukaryota; Metazoa; Arthropoda; Insecta; Diptera; Culicidae. Gene Ontology annotation, cellular component: membrane.